AUGGUGGGUUCAUGUGUCCUACAAGCGAUCCAGGUGUCAUACGCGAUCCUGCGAUGCUCGAGCCAAGCCGCAUCUAGUUUCGUUCCCUCAGGGGCUUGCUACUAUCGAGCUGGGGUCUAUGUUAGCGGUGCUGUCGUUUCUGGGUGGAUUAAGUGGUUGGGAUGUUGCGACCUUCAAUCGUGGUCCUCAUCGGUCAGAUUGGCAACAGCUCUAUUCCUCACAGCUGUUUUGGUCGUCCAUGCGCAAGAUAUACCAACUGUGGAGUUACGAAGCGGGAUCCUUGAGCUCAAGCUGCCUUCGGAAAUCGAUCUCACAGGUGGCCUUCCACCAGGCGGCGACAAGGGCGUUCCCAUCGGGUUCGACUUGAAUGCACGGAACCAGUACUUGGUGCAGAGUCGUACUGAUGACACCCUGUGGCCGCUGCGUAAUGAGCUGGUAAAGCAGAGCGUGAGCGUGCUGGAAGUGGUUGCCACUAACACGCUUCUUGUGUUCGGCCUUCCUGGAGCUAUCGUUAAAGCAGCCUCGUCGUACAACGCGCUUGUGGGUGAGUACCGGGGCGAUUACAAGAUCUCCCCGGAGACACUGGUUGUUAUCAGCUCAGCGGCGCCAGCCGCCCCAGCGGCCGGGGGCGGGCGGCGAAGGCUCCAAGAAGGGGAUGAAAACCUCCUCAGCGACCUCCUGCGCGGCAACGGCGUCCCGGGGACGCCGAGUGCACUCAGUGGCCUGAUGACGUGGGAUAUGUACGACAUUGGACGAAAUGGUCCCGGAGCAAAGACCGGUGAUAACAGCCGCACGGCCCCGCCGCCGCCACGGCCUCAGCUGAAGGCAAACGCCACUCUGUACGGAUUGGUCGCGCGCCUGGUUUCGGGGCUUGUACGGGACCCCUUGACAGUCCAAGUGUCGAAUUGGCGCUAUCGAAUGUUGGACCUUUUCGGACUGUCCGCGAACGACCCAUGCGCACCACGUCUUGUAGACUCGGGCCAGGCCAACUCCCUUUCCACGAGUAUCCUCGUCUUCGUCUGCUUCCAGGAUUUCAACCGGACCAUUGACUGGCUGAAGCGGGAACCCCUGGUGACUUGGGUUGAGCCUCUGCUCCGAGCUGAAUCGACAAACGCAAUCGCAGGAUGGAUCUUACAAACAGGCAACCUAACGGCAACGCAGUACACGAACCCGACGGCGGCCCUACGACCUUACUGGAACGCCACCCUCCGCGGCGAGGGAGUUAUUGUUGGGGUGGGUGAUACUGGUGUGGACAUGUCCCACUGCUCCUUUAUCGACAACAAGUACCGCCCAGGCAGCCUUCGUUCCAUGUUCGUGGGCAACCCACUUCGCCUGUACCUGCCGAACCACCGAAAGGUCGUGCAGUACGUCCUCCCGGAGGGCUCAUCCGUUGCCUGGUUUGGCGACGAAAACGAUGGGCACGGCACGCACGUCAGUGGCAGUGUGGCGGGCUCUGUCCUCGACAGCAACGGCCAGCUCGUGAACGACGCUUCGACCGGCUCCGCGCCCUUCGCCCGCAUCAGCAUGUUUGAUAUUGCGUACGCUAAUAUGAGCGGGCUGUACAUUCCAAUUCCCCUGGACGACAAAGUACUUCCGUACCACUAUGCUGUGGGAGCUCGCCUCAGUUCCGAGAGCUGGAGCCAGCCGUUUGGCCUAGCGACAGCUUACAUGGAGUAUGCUCGUCAGUUUGACGCCUUCGCCUGGAGAAACCCGGAUUUCCUGUCAGUUGUCGCCGCCGGCAACUUCGGCUUUAAUGGACUGAUGAGCACUGUCACGUCGCCUGGGACGGCCAAGAUGGUUGUCCCUUAUGUGUUUCCGCAGAACGUCCUUACAAUCGGCGCCUCCCUGCCCACCAUCAAGGGCUCCACUGACCCCACGGUCAACCGGGCUUUCCUCUUCCGCUACAACAACACUGCCACCUCCCGACAAGGCUUCGCGCUGUGGCCACGACGAGGAUCAAGCAUGGCCAACUGGACGGCCGUGGCGAACAACAGGGAAGUGCCUGUGCGCAUGGCCAACCCCGAGCACGCCUGCACGAGCCUUACCAUCAACGCGACUGGCAGCAUCGUCCUCAUCGAUCUUGGUGCUCCCGGUGCGACCUGCACCCUCGCUCAGCGAGCCACCAACGCCGUGGCGCGGGGGGCCGUUGGCGUCAUUUUCAUGCUGGAAUCAGACAACACCUUUGUCGAGGAGUUUGCCAUAGUCAACCCGCCGAACAUUCCUCUGCCUUUCGUCUACGGCUUCACAAAUCGGGCAACCGGUAUCGCAGUCCGGACCUACGCACGGGGCAACGUUACGCUGACAAACCCGACCAUGAUCUGCCUCACCUAUCCUAACAUCAACUUGGGCAUCGACGGCAUCGCCUCGUUCUCAAGCGCCGGCCCCACCCGGGACGGCCGAUUCAAGCCGGAUUUGGUUGCCCCCGGAGGAGCUCCGGGCAUUUUGUCUGCGGAUUCUAGUAACUUCCCAAUUGACGGCCUCAACGCAGACGUCACGGACGGCACCUGCAGCAAGAGCACGAUCCGAUACCAGGGAACCUCCAUGGCAACCCCCCUCACUGCGGGUCACCUGGCCCUCAUGCGCCAGUACUUCAGGGACGGCUUCUAUCCGAGUGGAGUGAAGAAUGACGUCCUUUCCGCGAGCUUCGAGCCCUCCGGCAUGCUUAUUAAGGCGUUGGCCAUUGCUGGCGCGGAUUCCUUGGCGGGCGGCUACGCAUUGUCUGGAGGGAGAGUGUUGGGUAACGCCCCUGAUGGUUUCCAGGGUUGGGGUCGGCUUGACCUUAGCGGAUCUCUCCCGCUCCCGGGCCUUACGAAUCCGAACGUCAAGGUGCAAGUUGCAGACUACGGCGUGAUUACCAAUGGCCAAAUGGUUUUCCUUCGAGGCCUCAAAGCUACCGGCACUGGGCCGGUGUUUGCCACCUUGGUCUGGUAUGACUACCCCGCUUCGGGUUCGGCUUCCAAAGACCUCUACAACGACUUGGAUUUCGGAUUCCAAAUCAAUCAGCGCAACACGUCCAUCACAACCUACUCCGUGACUCGCAAUGAUUCCGUGAACACUGUCGAACGCAUCGAGCUGACCACGCUCAAGGCCAACGACCUCAUCACUUUUGUGGUGCACGGACGCAACAUCCGGCACAGCCUGCUGACGACGCCCGACGCCCAGCUGCCUCAGCGCUGGGCGGUGGCUGUGGUGGGCCACUUCAACGGGACGCUCCGGACCCAGUACAACCCAUCCUACGUUGCACCCAACCGCUUGUCAACGGAUGGCCUACCAGCUCCAAUGCUCGUCCAAAGCUCGGCAACGACGUCGUUUCCGUGUGCUGGAUCGUUGCGGAACGGCACGCUCGUGCUUUCCACCGCGCUCUGCAAUGACACCUCAUCCUCAACUUUGGUGUUCACGGAGGAGCAAGAUGUCCGGACCGGGUAUUACUACUACGUUGUGCGAGAUUCAGUUGGACUAUGCAUGGCAGCUCCAUCCAGUUUAUCCGGUACUAGGGUCAUCUUCCAGAACUGCUCCGGAUCCUCAUCUCAAAAGUGGGCCUUGUUCCGCAACAGACUCACAAACGACGGGCUCUUCAUGGUCACGCCGCAGAACGCCCUUGGGGUGCUCCCUGAAGAACGGCGUUGCCUUAGGACUGGCCUGUCCGGCACCGCCACCAUCCUCUUGCUGCAAGCUUGCUCCGAUGAGGAUGUUGCACAGGGCUUCCGUAUCGCACGCAACACGAUUGUCCGGUCACCGCCGCCGAUCAGCGCUCCUCCGCCCAGCCCGUCACCACCUGCGCCAGUUAACCAGGUUGUGGACAAGCCAUGGUAUCCGUAUCCGCUCACCUUCCGUCUGGAUUUCUAUCCCAUCGAAGGCCAUCCCAACGACUACGACUACGACUACUCGAAUGACCCAGAACGUAGGGACUACUUUGGCGUCCCUAACCUCUCGGACAUGGACCUCGUGGUGGCCUGGAACUCGGGCGGGCAGGAUUAUCAAGUGACACCCGACAAUUUUGCCGUGGCGCCGACCGUGGACGGCGUCGGCGGUGCUGUGCACGGCGGCGAUAACAAGAUGUACACUAGCAUGUACGAGGUCGUACAUUUCCGUACUGGCCUGACACCGCCAUUGACUACCUACCAUAUAUGUGCCGCUUGGUCUGAGACUGAGACACCGUCGAUGAAGGCGGUUGCUACUGUGUAUCAAGGCUACCAAGUUGCCUCUUCAAGCAAGGUCUUUGAUGUGACGGCGCAAGUGGAUUACACGAUGCCGUGCAACCCCUCCGCACCCGGCUACAUCUUCAGCUUUACCCUGACGAACACGACGGCGCCGCCGGCGCCGCCUUCGCCACCGCCGCCGCUGCUGUCGUACCCCUACCCCCUAGCAUUCCGCGCAGACUGGACUGUCGUUGGCGGCAUGAUCACCCGUGAGAACAACCGUCCUGUGGAUAUGGACCUCGUGGUGAGCUGGCGAUACUUCGAUGUGUACAAGGAGCUGGGCUAUUAUCUCCGCGUGAAUAUGGAUGGCAGGUACAACGGCGAUAACAUGGAAGAGCGAUCCAACUAUGAGUUGAUUUACUGGCCGGAGGAUCGCAUCCCGCCAUCCGCCAAGUACGACGUCUGUGUACGAUGGUACGGACCACGAAAGCCGCUGGCGCAGAUCACACUCAGCGUCUUCUACCAGGGCCAGCUGGUCCGCAUGAACACCACGAUCGUCGACACGACGUUUCCGCGAAACACUGCCUGUAACGCCUCUGCGCGCGGUUACCUGGGCAGCUUUGAUCUGUCGUGGGUUCCGCUAGCGCCGCCACGGCCGCCGCCGCUAGCGCCGCCGCUGAUGCCAAACAUACCGGCGGCUCCGCCUUUGCCGCCGUCACCGCCUCCCUCGCCGACGCCACCGAGCCCGCCGUCCCCUCCGGUGCCAGAUGCCUGUAGUGCCCCGGCGUCGACGGCAAGCCUUUUUGGCUUAACAUUCCGCACCAGAUGGUUUCCCAGUAGCGGCGCCACCAACGUCAUUUACGACUGGGAUAUGGUCGUUGCCUGGACCUUCGGGGGAAGCUCCUUUGAGCUGGCUCAGUACAACCGGUUUGUAGCUGGCGGAGUCCAUGGUGGUGACAACAUUAACAUCGCCAACAGAACCAACGGAGAGGUCGCCUUCUGGCCGACAGGUGUGACUGGCCAACAGCCCCAGCCCGCUGACUACCACGUCUGCGUGCGGUGGUAUCAGACGGCGAUUCUCAACGUGACCCUCACCGUCUCUCUAGGUGCUAACGUGGUGAAGACCACAUCCACCGUUUGGUCAAGCUCAGAUAUUAUCAGCAAGAUCUGUGCGCCGGGUGUGGCGGGCUAUGUCGGUACGUACACAUACACGGGCAUCAACAGUUCGAGCCUAACUGGUGGCGUCAGCUCAAUCUGGGCCAGUGGUCAGGCGGCUUCUAUGUCAACCCUACAGAAAGGCUCUGUGGAUGUGGCCUCAACGGAGAGAGUAGAGCCUGUAAAGGCCCUGCCCUCUAUCACACAAGCCGGUGCUAGCAUGUCGUCGGCGGGUUCCUUCGCUGAGGAUGACGUGUCGGUGGCAGGCGGCGAAGCGGCGAGCAGUGCAGAGGGGCCGGCCAGCAGCUUGCCAGCAGAGCGUAGCGUCAAUGGUGGGUCAGGCAGCGGCUCUGCCAAGAACUCCGUGGCCGUUGCCGCAGGGGCCGCUGUCGGCGGUCUUGUAGGCGUUGCCAUAGUUGCGGCCGUAGCGAUGCAGUUGAGGCGUUCUCGGCAGCGAAUGACUCGUGUUGCGGCCCUGUAGAUCUGUGCAGCGGGAAAGGCCGUGCACAUGCUGCUGUAGCAGGAGCAGCAGCAGCAGUAGCAGCAGCCACCGCAGCCGCCGCAGCAGUAGCAGCUGCAACCUGCCGGGGCAUGGGAGGUCGGCUGCUGCGAGUAAGACAGGAGAGGUGUAGCAGGCGCAGCGGGAUGGAAGCAGCCAUCUGUUGCCGCAGUAGCAGCAACAGCAAGCAAUAGCUGCGGCUUUCAUUGAGUGGCUCUCGGCAGAUGCGGGGGGAUGCGGGGAGUCACGGAGCGAUAACGGAGUGGCGCGCGAAAGGAGAUUGCUGCCUUGCUUAUCACGAUCUCCAUAGACUCAAAAUUAUGACUCGCCGAAUGAUUGAACACGGUACACAUGCGUAUAUUCAGCUCCUGUGAUUCGUACUCGCAAGCGUGCGUGCAUAGGUUGAUGUUACGUGUGCGUGUAGGCUCGCAUUGGUGAUAUUCUAGCAGAACAAAGUUGAACAUUGAUUCGUCGUAAAGCUUGUUUCUGCAGGUGCGUAGGGAAAUAUAUUCAUCCAAGCGGAAGAGCUUGGUUGCUUUUUUAGGCGUCGUAUGCAGCAGGCGGUGUGACCGCCAGAUGCGGCCAUUUUAGUUCCGCUUGUUGCUUAAGGUUGUUAAAGUAGCUGGAUGGCACGCUUUUGCUUCAGAAAUAUUGAUGACUGUGAUGACCGGGUCGAUGAUGUAUGACCGGAUGAUGAGAAUUUCACGUUCCAAUGACGACUCGCGGGAGCUAUCUAAGCCGUACAUUGUACGGCACUGGCUUGCUUCGGGUCAGAACAGAGCGUUCAUGCGUGCGCGCACGAUGCGAUUCACUCCAGGGAGAUCCUCUUCCUCGGCGGUUGAUCUUCUUCCCAACCAUCCACUAGCAACUAACUAACAAACGUGGUCCUUGUAGUAGAGAGUCGUGGACACCUCAUCCACGUGCGUCGCUGCAUAGUGUUGCUGCAUAAAAAGCUGACCUAGGGAAUCUGCGGUGCUGUCUGCUAUUGGUCGCACGAAUGUGCAUGCACCGCAGCAACAGGUAGCAGUCGUUUCGUUGCGGGCAUGGCCAUUGCUCAAAUGUGUACGUUACGGUGGACGAUUAUAUUGCCUGUGCUCAACCGCCUCAUCUUCGGUUCCUCGGCGAACUCCCUUGUAAUGCCCUUCGUGGAAGGGAUGAUUGAAGAAUUUUCUUCAAUCUUUUGUGUAGCGAUAUCGGCUAUAGUAGUCGCGAACAGAACAGCAGGAAGAACCGCAGGAGGAGGCCCUAGGCGUCGUCCAGUACGUGCAUGACGAGUAGAAAUACACGUGCAAUAAUUAGAUGUCGAGUACGUGCGUGACUAGAUGCGCGUGUCCGUUGCGUAUUGGUUCUGUUGCGUGUGUGGAUUUGUUCGAUGUGCCACAUCAUGGUAUGGAAACGAAUCGACAGCUGACAUCUGGUGCGAACAUAUUGGGUGAGUUUUCUGCUGUAAAAGGACGGGCAUGUUAUUUGCAUGUAUGGUGUAUCCGCG
Messenger RNA from Volvox carteri f. nagariensis, 7282 nucleotides. RefSeq lists its product as uncharacterized. Gene Ontology annotation, biological process: proteolysis. The transcript has 31 exons. Bases 1 to 5775 code for a protein of 1924 amino acids. The record is from RefSeq and is a predicted model, not a curated record. Lineage: Eukaryota; Viridiplantae; Chlorophyta; Chlorophyceae; Chlamydomonadales; Volvocaceae. Gene Ontology annotation, molecular function: serine-type endopeptidase activity.